UUUCUUUUAAGGUUUUCCCUUUUAUUUGCUUUUAUCCGAUUAAAAAAUUUCUGUGUUGUCGGUCUCAUACAUAUUUUCUCCGGCGGCGAUGCCGACGCCGGUGAGUGUAGCGAGGCAAUGCCUGACGGAGGAGGCGGCUCAGGCGCUCGAUGAGGCUGUGGUCGUGGCGCGAAAGCGAGGCCACACCCAAACGACGUCGCUUCACGCCGUCUCCGCCUUCCUCUCUCUCCCUUCCUCCUCUCUCCUCCGCGACGCCUGCUCUCGCGCCCGCAACUCCGCUUACUCUCCCCGUCUCCAGUUUCGAGCCCUCGACCUCUGCCUCAUGGUUUCCCUCGACCGAAUCCAGUCGGGUCAAUCCGGAUCCGGGUCCAGAUCAGACGACCCACCCGUCUCAAACUCUCUCAUGGCGGCGAUCAAGCGCUCUCAGGCCCAUCAACGGAGACUGCCAGAGAAUUUCCGUCUCUACCACGAGAUGUCUCAGCAGCAGAACCAGAGCGCGCUCUCCUGCGUCAAAGUGGAGCUUCGUCAGCUGAUUCUGUCGAUUCUCGAUGACCCGGUUGUGAGUCGGGUCUUCGGCGAAGCGGGUUUUCGGAGCUCCGAGUUGAAGCUCUCGAUUAUCCGACCGGUCCCUCACGUUCUCCGGUAUCCUCACUCUCAUGGGCCUCCGCUGUUCCUCUGCAACGUCGCGGAGGAUCCGGAUCCGGGCUCCGGGUCGGUUCUCCACCCGGUCCGACGGAGCUUCACCAUCCCGUACCGGAAUUUCGGCGGUUUGUUCGACGAGGACGCGAUUCAUCGGAGAAUUGGGGCUGUCCUAGCGAGGGGGACGGGGAGGAAUCCCCUGCUGGUGGGUUUAUCAGCGUACGGUGCUCUCACUGACUUCUUACAUUCUAUGGGAAAGCGAACCGACGGGAUCCUGCCGUCGGAGCUCAACGGAUUAAGCGCGAUUAACAUCGGAAACGACAUUUCCGGACAAAUAUCGGGAAAGUUCGACAAGACAUACGUGGACAAGAGGUUUCAGGAAUUGGGCAAGCUCGUGGAGGACAGCUCGGGGCCAGGGUUGAUCCUGAACUACGGGGAUCUGAGGGCGUUCACGGAUAGCAACGGCGAGUCGGCGGCGGCUUAUUACAUCGUGGGAAGAGUGUCGGAGUUGUUGCAGAGACAUGGUCGGAGAGUUUGGCUGAUCGGAGCGGCGACAAGCGACGAGGUUUACUAUAAGUUCGUGAGGAGGUUUCAAGGUGUGGAGAAGGAUUGGGAUCUGCAGGUACUCACCAUCACUUCUCUUAGGCCUUGUUUGGCUGACAAAUCUUUCCCCAAGUCCAGUUUGAUGGGGUCAUUUGUUCCGUUUGGUGGAUUCUUCUCAAGCCCUUCUGAAUUGAAAUUACCCUUCUCCGGUUACGCACAAAACCGGAAUCAGAAGAACGAAAUAGCUGGUUUACCAAAUACCAAACCGGUAUCUGAUCAGCACCAAUCUACUUUGCCACCUUGGUUACAGAUGACCACGACAGGGAUCGAUUUAAACCAAGAAUCUGGCUCGAAGACCAAAGAAGGGCUUGACUCGGGCAGUGUCCUCAGGUCUGGGAGCAGUGUUUCUGUCUCAACCGGUUCAGAUAAUUCGGUCGCCAUUGAUCUGAACCUUGGAAUAUGUUCCGUCGCCUCUGGAAACGAGGUUAAGAAGCACAUGAGUGAAAAUCAAGUCGAGACAAGUCACGACAAAGAUCUUUCUCAGUCCCGACCCUCAUUAUCCGAGAGAGAUUUUACUACAGAGAGUUUCAAGAUAAUUUUCAGAAAGUUAACCGAGAGAGUUUCUUGGCAAAACGAGGCUGCUAGGGUUAUCAGCAGUUCAAUGGCACACCAGCAUAAUGUCGGCAUGAGAAGAGACUUGUGGUUUCAUUUUGUCGGGCCUGAUCCCGUGGGCAAGCACAGAAUCGCGCUUGCAGUUGCCGAGAUAAUGUAUCAGAGCGAAAAAAGAUUCAUGGGCAUUGAUCUCGGCGAUGAGGUGAGGUUGAGGGGCAGGACAAUGGUUGAUUAUGUCUUUGAAGGGUUGUGUAAGAAUCCCUUCUGUGUAGUCUUUCUCGAGAAUUUAGACAGGGCAGAUGAACAGCUUCAAAGGAGCUUGUCAAUGGCCGUUCAGUCUGGGAAGUUUAAGGAUUCGCACGGGAGAGAAGUUGGCAUAGGAAACACAACGUUCGUGGCAACUUCGUCGUCGUCAGAACAUUCUGGAACAACAAAGGGUUCUUCUCUCUGUUAUUCAGAGGACAGAAUCUUGGAAGCCAAGGUAAGAAAAGUGGAGGUAUCGGUCGAAAUCGCUUCCACGUUACAAUAUCUGAGAUGCAUUUCCAGCCCGAGCUCGAUGAACAAGAGGAAGCUUACGGGUUUCGACAAAACUCAAGAGAGAAGCGAGAUUUCAGAGACAACGAAACGAUCUCACAGGGCGACAACCGGAGUUCUUGAUCUGAACGUUCCAGCCCAAGAUACCGAAAAUCCGGAAACAGUUCCAUCUGACAAGAACGCCAAGCUCUGGUUAGAAGAAACCUUCACGAGUGAGACCCGAGUCGUGACCGUUCCAUUCAAGCCCUUCGAUUUUGAUGGCUUAGCGGAAAGAAUCGAGAAGGACAUCAUAGAGACGCUGAAGAAGAGAGUGAAAUGUGAUUGCUCGAUAGAGAUAGACCCGAAAAUAAUGGAACGUUUGAUCGCAACUGUUUAUUUCUCGGACAGUAAAGAUGUCUGCAAAGAUUUGGUGGAGAGAGUAAUAAGCAGAGCAUUCAUGGAAGCUCGAGAAAGGUACGGCGAGAUCACUUCUACUUCUGUUGUAAGAGUCAUUGGUCGUGAUCUCGACCAGGUAAAUGGACUUCUUCCAUGUAAGAUCGUGUGAGCUAUAAGAGGAGGAAGGUUGGGGGAAACUGCAAAAAAAAAAAAAAAAAAACACGUGUUCUUAUUGUUUGGAUGUAUAAUAUAAGGUAGAGUAAGGUCCUCUGUUUUGGCCGAAGCUUUUUUUUUUUUUUUGUGUGUAUCAUGCAAUUGUUGAUGGGGUGUUCCUUUUUUUUGUAUAAUCAUUUUGUGUAAAUUUUGUUGUUU
Molecule: messenger RNA, 3075 nt
Organism: Tarenaya hassleriana
Lineage: Eukaryota; Viridiplantae; Streptophyta; Magnoliopsida; Brassicales; Cleomaceae
Product: protein SMAX1-LIKE 8
Exons: 3
Coding region: 89-2872 (927 amino acids)
Molecular function (GO): ATP binding; ATP hydrolysis activity
Source: RefSeq, a predicted model, not a curated record